Molecule: messenger RNA, 1779 nt
Organism: Acanthosepion pharaonis
Lineage: Eukaryota; Metazoa; Mollusca; Cephalopoda; Sepiida; Sepiidae
Source: the annotation of a GenBank genome assembly
AUGAGAAACCUCUCUUUCUCCCUUUCAAUAUCUAUCUAUCUUUCUUUCUCCCAUUCAAUAUCUAUCUAUCUAUCUUUCUUUCUCCCUUUCAAUAUCUAUCUAUCUUUCUUUCUCCCUUUCAAUAUCUAUCUAUCUAUCUAUCUAUCAAUCUAUCUAUCUUUCUAUGAGUCUAUAAAAUACCUACCAAUCUAUCUAUCUUUCUGUAUCAGAGAUUAUACAAUAUUUAUCUCAUUCUUAACAAUUCUAUCUCAUUCUAUCCACAUCUAUCUAUCUAUCUAUCUAUCUAUCUAUCUAUCUAUCUAUCUAUCUAUCUAUCUAUCUCUUUCAGUCUCUUAUUAUCUAUCUCAGAUUAUAUACAAUAUCUAUCUAUCUAUCUCUUUCAGUCUCUUAGUAUAUACAGUAUCUAUCUAUCUAUCUAUCUAUCAUUAUCUAUCUCAGAUUAUAUACUCUAUCUAUCUAUUUCAUUCUUAUCAAUCUAUCUAUUUCAUUCUAUCUAUCUAUCUAUCUAUCUCAGUCUAUUCAAAUCUAUCUGAGAUUAUAUACAAUAUCUAUCUAUCUAUCUAUCUAUCUUUCAGUCUCUUAUCUAUAUACAAUAUCUCUAUCUAUCUAUCUAUCUAUCUCUUAGUAUAUACAAUAUCUAUCCAUCUAUCUAUCUAUCUAUCUAGUUAUCUAUCUCAGAUUAUAUACAAUAUCUAUCUAUCUAUUUCAUUCUUACCAAUUCUAUCUAUUUCAUUCUAUCUAUCUAUCUAUCUAUCUAUCUCAGUCUAUUCAAAUCUAUCUGAGAUUAUAUACAAUAUCUAUCUAUCUAUCUAUCUAUCUCUUUCAGUCUUCUAUCAAUUUCAUCUAUCUAUCUAUCUAUCUAUAUCUAUCCAUCUAUCUAUCUAUCUAUCUAUCUAUCUCAGAUUAUAUACAAUAUCUAUCUAUCUAUUUCUUUUCACCAAUUCUAUCUAUUUCAUUCUAUCCAUCAUAUCUAUCUAUCUAUCUCAUAUAUACAAUAUCUAUCUAUCUAUCUAUCUAUCUAGUUAUCUAUCUCAGAUUAUAUACAAUAUCUAUCUAUCUCUUUCAUUAUCUAUCUCAGAUUAUAUACAAUAUCUAUCUAUCUAUCUAUUUAAUUCUUACAAUUCUAUCUAUUUCAUUCUAUCUAUCUAUUAUCUAUCUCAUAUAUACAAUAUCUAUCUAUCUAUCUAUCUAUCUAUCUAUCUAUCUAUCUAUCUAUCUAGUUAUCUAUCUCAGAUUAUAUACAAUAUCUAUCUAUCUAUCUCUUUCAGUCUCUUAGUAUAUACAGUAUCUAUCUAUCUAUCUAUCUAUCUAUCUAGUUAUCUAUCUCAGAUUAUAUACAAUAUCUAUCUAUCUAUCUAUUUCAUUCUUACCAAUUCUAUCUAUUUCAUUCUAUCUAUCUAUCUAUCUAUCUCAGUCUAUUCAAAUCUAUCUGAGAUUAUAUACAAUAUCUAUCUAUCUAUCUAUCUAUCUAUCUAUCUAUCUAUCUAUCUCAGGGUUCAAUCUAUAAGUAUGUAUGUAUGUAUGUAUGCAUGUAUUUAUCUAUGUCUGUCGUAUCUAUCUAUUUCACUCCGUUCGUAUCUAUCUAUCUAUCUAUCUAUCUGUCUGUCUGUUUCAGUCACUUGUUCAAAUCUAUCUAUCUAUCUAUCUAUCUAUCUAUCUAUCUAUUUAUCUGUCUGUCUGUCUGUUUGUUUUGUCAGUCUAUAUGUAUGUUUGUAUGUAUGUAUCUAUUUUCUAUGUUCUGUGACAUCUAUCUAUCUAUUUAUCUAUCUCAGUCUGUAG